Molecule: messenger RNA, 2134 nt
Organism: Ananas comosus (pineapple)
Lineage: Eukaryota; Viridiplantae; Streptophyta; Magnoliopsida; Poales; Bromeliaceae
Product: probable purine permease 11
Exons: 3
Coding region: 523-1695 (390 amino acids)
Cellular component (GO): membrane
Molecular function (GO): purine nucleoside transmembrane transporter activity
Source: RefSeq, a predicted model, not a curated record
AAAAAAAAAAAACCCAUUCCUGAAAAGAAUCGCCUCGCUCUCCCUCCCACGAGUCCCACCCCCACCCCUGCCAAAAAAAGGGUUUGCCCUAACUUCUCACCCCUGCGGCUGCGGCGGUGCGGCCCUGCCACCGACCCCUGCGGCGGUCCCCCUCUUCCCUUCCGGCCGCUCGCCGAACGCCAUCGGAAGCCCUCCUCUUCAGAAAUCGAAGAUCGAAGAUCGAGUUCUUCACUCUUCAGAAAUCGAAACCCUCCUCGUCGCCUCUUCCUCUUCCGCUUCCGCUUCCGCUUCCGCCAUCCAACGAUAGAUCAGUGAUCGGGUGGUUCUUUACAAAUACAAACCAGGAAAUUGCGGGCAAAGGCAAAGAAAAAAUGGCCUCAUUUCAAAACUAGGGGUGGGGUUUCAAGCAGCAAACGGCCACAUAUGCAUUCCCGACCUCAGUCAACUGCCAGGAGUGCAUUGACGAUCAGUCAAUAGCUAAGCGGUAGGUUUUGUGCAAUUUGCAAUGUGAGGCAUUUGACGAUGGUAUGUUCCUGCCUACACGGCCACCGUUACAAGUGCUGGUUGCGGAGGCAUGUUCAAGCCAACUGCCACCAAGGAUCAGAAAUCUCGAUGCCCGGAUCAUCAAAAGACGCAUCAUCCAUGUACAAUCAUUCACUGCGAAAUCCGACGUUCCCUCGGUGGCAAUGGUGGCUCUUGGUGGUUGUGAAUAUCUUCUUCCUCCUUGCCGGCCAAACCGUUGCUACCCUCCUGGGCCGAUUCUACUACAACCAAGGUGGAAAUAGCAAGUGGAUGGCCACAUUUGUCCAAACUGCCGGAUUUCCUUUCCUCUUCAUUCCUCUACUUCUUUUUCCUUCUCCUAAAUCCUCUUCCACGAUCAUUCCUACCACUCAACUCCCCCUUGCAAAACUUUCUCUUAUAUAUUUUUUAUUGGGCCUCAUAAUAGCUGCCGAUAACUUAAUGUACUCUUACGGUCUCUUAUACCUUCCGGUCUCAACUUACUCUCUUAUUUGUGCUAGUCAAUUAGCCUUCAAUGCAAUCUUCUCCUACUACCUUAAUGCACAAAAGUUCACACCUUCGAUACUCAACUCUGUCGUCCUUUUGACUUUCUCAGCCGCCCUCCUUGGUGUUAACGACGAUUCUGGGGGAUCAACUGAUAUCCCAAAGGGAAAGUACGCUUUAGGGUUUGUGCUGACACUGGGGGCAUCAGCCACCUACUCGCUCAUUCUCUCACUAAUGCAAUUGACUUUUGAGAAGGUUAUUCAGAGGGAAACUUUUUCAGUUGUACUGGAUAUGCAGAUAUACACUGCUCUUGUAGCAACUUGUGCUUCUGUGGUUGGGCUUUUUGCGAGUGGUGAGUGGAGGAGCUUGAAGGGAGAGAUGGAAGCAUAUAAAACUGGGACAGUGUCAUAUGUGAUGACUCUUGUAUGGACGGCUGUUUCUUGGCAAGUCGCUUCGGUCGGGGUGGUUGGAUUGAUUUUUGUAGUUACAUCUCUCUUCUCAAAUGUCAUUAGCACUCUUUCGUUACCAGUUGUGCCAAUUUUUGCGGUGAUCUUCUUCCAUGAUAAGAUGGAUGGUGUGAAGAUAAUGGCAAUGCUCAUUUCUAUUUGGGGAUUUGUUUCCUAUUUAUAUCAACACUAUCUUGAUGAUUCCAAGGGCAAGAAGCCGUCAACUAAUGCCCAGGAGGAAGCCUAGGGCGGGUGUCUCUAUAUUCGCUUGAGUAGUUGAUUCUCAGAAUCAAGUUAAAUCAGUUUGAAUUUGAGGAAAGCAGUAACUGCUGCCUGGGAGUAAAUCUAGGAUGUCUUCAUACUUUUCUUGCAAUUGAUUCUGAAGAUCCGGUUAGUUCAGUUUGAAGAUUGAGGUUGUCUUUUCAUAGAUGAUGGGUAAUUUUUUUUCCAUAAUGAUUUGUAGUUCUCUUUGAUGAUGAUUCGUACUGAUGUUUUUUCAACAUCGACUACCAUUUUCCUCUUCAGCUCCGUGCUUUGUUUCUUUUUUUCUUUGAUCUUUUUGUUCCCUUCCUUAUUCGUUGGGGUGAGUAAGUUUCAGAAUGUAGCUACUACUUUAUAAGACAAAUACAUAUGAGAAAUAAAAAAAAGUCGGUUCUGUUCCGCGGAAGCGGUGAUUUUAAUUUGUA